Prosopis cineraria is the source of this 3153-nucleotide messenger RNA. RefSeq lists its product as uncharacterized. Bases 457 to 3153 code for a protein of 898 amino acids. NCBI's taxonomy places the organism in Eukaryota, Viridiplantae, Streptophyta, Magnoliopsida, Fabales, Fabaceae. The record is from RefSeq and is a predicted model, not a curated record. The transcript is spliced from 4 exons.
GCGCGCUUAUAUUUGUGUGUUCGUCACCAAGUCCUGAUCAAUCCUCGCUUCCUUUCCUCGAAGUUACAGAGCUUGACCAAAACAUACGUCUCAACGUUUUCUUUCCUUCUGGGUAAUUUUCUGUCUUCAGCGACGUCGCCUGCUCCUUCUGCUUCAUCUUCAAUCAGGAUCGGAAAUUCCCCAAUUUUUGUGCUUUGUUUCUCAUGGCUUGUGAUUGUAGGUUCUCCUGCCUGCCGAUCUGUUAUUUGCUUUUUACGCUCUUUGAAGUGUGACUAACACCUCAAAAAUAAAUUUAGUUGUCUAGGAGAAGCUUUUGGAAGGAAGAUAUGUCUACCAACGUUAUAUUCAGUUUAGAAUACUAAUCUACUUGAAAAGUUGUAUUGAAAGUUGGUUUCGCUAUUGAUUUAUAAUAUUGCUCCUAGAAAGGGUUGUGGCAUUUGGGCAAGCUUUGGAAUCAUGCCUGUUUCAGGACGUGAAGAGACUGGGGUUAAAUCUUAUGAUGGGCAGUUUAGUGGUUUUAUUGCAGCUGUGCCUAUCAAGAAAAGGAGGUUCCCUUUGAUCCCGACCUUUUCACCUUUGUCUGGAAAACAUGAUUCACUUACUGAAGAAACUGAAUCAAUACGGAAAGAACAUUCAAGCAUUCCUCAAGGAUCAACUGUUUCAAAUGCUAAUGCUGUAGAUGCACCAAUCAAGAAAAGAAGGCUCCCUUCGGUUCAAGCAUCAUCUUCUUUGGAAAAACUUUCUUCACUUCUGGAAGUAAACAAUGCAUUGCAUGGGGAAAAUUCAAGCACAACACUGGCUUCAACCCUUUCUACCAAUUCUGCUGUGUUAUCUGGUACCAAUAAAAACCCUGCAUUUGAAGAGAAGAAUGCAACUUCGGAUGUUACAAAUGCUAACUUUGCCCAAAACGGUUCCAAUUAUGUUAGCCCUAAAUUGGAGGAACCAGAUCUUGCAACGCACUCAAGAGCAUUGGAUGAUGCGGACAACAAAGAGAAGUUGAUUGCUAGUGAGAAUUAUGAAGAAAAAUUGGGAACCCAUGUGAAGGAGAAUUCCGAACUCUUGUUGGCUGCCAAAGAAAGUCUUGCACUUAAUAUAGGAUCCAAGAUUAGCAAGCUAAGUGUUGAAGAGAAAGAUAAACAGGAGAGUCGUGCCAGUAUGAAUUUAUCUUUAGAUUUUAAGGAGCACUUAUCCCCAGCUGUGACAAGUCUUGAGAUUGGUGAGAGUUUCCAGAAAACUGAGAAAGUAGCGUCUGUUUCACUGAAGUUAUCUCUGAGCAAGGAUGAAUGUAGUUCCAAGAGUUUUAAUGAUGAUGCUACAACUAAUAGGGGAAACUGGGAUCUGAAUUCUACAAUGGAUGCAUGGGAAGAACCUGGGAGUGAUGCUACUUCAGGUAAAACAUCUACUUCUGGUUCUGGGCUGCAAAUUGCUGGCAGUGCACGUAAUGAUAAUAAUGUUCUGUGUUCCCCUGGGAUGGAACCAACUGGCAGUGCUUCCCUAAAGCACACCACUAGAGACAAUCUAAACAAAACUUCCAUGAUUUCAUCCAGACUGUAUGGUCAACAGUAUAAAUAUGUCAACUCUCGUAAUCUUUGCUUUGCUUCAUGUCUUCAGAAAUACUCUGGAGAACCUUCUAGAUUAUCUGUUAAACAAAAAUCAAACUCUGCUAUUCCUACUAUAGAAUCCCUUCCAUUUUCUGCAGGUACAGCUUGUCCUCCUGUGGGAGCCAUAUGUUCAGAACAGUUGACUAGCAAUGCAAGUAUAGUUAACCAUCUAGAUAAUCAUGCUUCGACAUAUGAAGCUUGCACUGAUGAAAAAGCAUCUCAGGGAAAUUGUUUAGGUGACAAGCAGGUUCGUUCAGAAACAGUUGCCACAGCUAUGGUUGAUAAUGCAGAAUCAACUGGUCCUGUCAUGAAGGAUUGUGCAAGAGGUGAUGAGGAAAAUGCAGAUGAUGCUGAGGGAUGCUGGUUGAAACUCACGAAUGACCUCCCCUCAGAUCCACUGUGCAGUGGUGAAGAUGGUGUUAGUGACGAUGAAAAGAUAACAUUAUCAGCUGAUAUGCUAGAGGAUGAUUCUUAUUGUUAUGAUUAUGAGUCGGAUGGCACUCAUUCUUUAACUGUUGCCAUGGAUAUAGAGAAGCAUUGUGCAGAGGACGAUGAUUAUGAAGAUGGUGAGGUUCGUGAACCAUUAAAGCAUUCUGUAGCAGAAAAAUCUGUUUGUGAGGUGAGAGAAGUAGAACGUAUGGUUUCUAGUAAUUGUGAUGAUGGCAAACAGGUUGACAAAGAAGUGUUAAGUGGUGAUUUUCCCGCAUCAUCUCUUAUUGAAGAAAACGACAAUAGAACUCUUACUCGUAGCAAAAUAGAUUGGGGUAAAGAUGGCAUUGACAGUGAAUCAAUCAAUAUGUCUGAUAAUGUUGCUGACAAAACUGUGUGUCUACAAGAGUCAUUGGAAGCUGAAAAGUUAACUGUUGGCCCUCAAAUAAGGUCGUUAGAUCAUUCUGAAAGGAAUAAAGUGCUUGAUGCCACAGGGUCCAAAUUAUUUUCUGACCAAGGCAAUAAUGGAAGCAAUGAAGUAGAUAUUGCUCUGUGUGCUGAUGAGGUUAUCAAGAACUUGGGCAUGGUAAGAGAAACUGCCUCAGAUUUGCCAAAGAUAGAAGUAGCUUUAAAUAUUGAUGAAGAAAGCAAGGAUGUCAGUAAUGGUGGUAAUCAAGGAAGAAUUAUAAAUUUGACCCAAGCUGCUAGUUCCUUAUCUCCUACUAAAUCCAGGUCCAUACCAGGCAGGCGAUUGUCAUCACAAGCUGGAAGUGAUGUAUUACCUGACGCAUUUCAUCAUGAGAAAUUACAUGGAGGAAGAGAUGAUAUCUACAUUGAUGGUCCUUGCAAAUUUUCAAGAGAAAGGCAUCAAGAUAUUUCACCUAGAAACUCAAGACUAGGUUUUGUGCGUGGUAGAGGGAGGAUUAAUGGGCGGAUGGACACAUGUCGAGGUGAAUGGAAAUCUGAUCGUGACUUUGCUGGUGAAUUUUAUAAUGGUCCAAGUCAUUUUGGUGGCCCUAGGCAUAGAUUUGUAUCUGCUGUUCAUGAUACUGAAUCUGACUACAAUAAUGUUUGCAUGAUGGUUCUUUUGUUGGUAACAAUCGGUUGGAUAGGAAGCCCUUGA